UCCACGGGUGUAAAAGUGAUGGCACCGGCCACAAUAUUCUGUUCAGUUUUCUCCACUCUCCAUGAUAUUCCUGUGACUUCCGUGAGAAUAAAAGGCAAACCACCGUCACAAACAAUUAUCCCUGACAAUUCAUUGAGUGUAAAAAGCAAUUCCUCGAGGAUUAUGAAAACAAAUGUCAAUUCGAGGGAUAGAUAACCUUACGUCCCCUGCAUUGUCAUAUCAGUGUUUUUUUUCAAGUGUAAUUGUUAGAAAUAAAUAUUGAACAUUCAUCUGGAGAGUAACGAGGCAUUUAAUUACGAAUUCCAGAGCUUCUGGAAAAAUAUUUUAUUUAUUAAUGAGAUGAAUAAUUCCGGAAAUUUUGAGGAUCAGGAUCCGGAUUAUGCAGCGCCUGGACCAAGCACUAGUUAUCAACAGAAGAUUUAUGAAGAGACAGCCCGCACAAACACCUCCCUCAAAAUCACUUCGAUAAUCGACCGUGAAUUCUCUCUCGAAAUCGACGCGAAAGAAAAGGAAAUCCUCGAAAUUCAAGAAAAACUCGACAAGGCCCUAAAAACCCUCCACUUCCUCCGUUACGUCAUAAUUUCGGACUUCUACAAUCGUAAACAAUGCCUCUCAAACCCCCCACCAGAAGUCAAACAAGUCAGACUGCACCCAGCAGUGCGCUCCGCCACCGGAAAAUCUCCGAAGUCCCAGAGCCCAUCGACUUUCCAUCCCUCGCCGCCCCCCUGCACCCUCCUCAAGCUCCCCUCAGACCUGGAAUCCUCAAGCGAUCCCUUGAACGACUCCUCUCACCCUCCCCCUGACCACCAAGACCUGCCCAAACCCUCGAAAAGAUCUUACGACAAGACUGACCCUUCCCCAGAGCCCCCCAAAAAGAUCCCCAGAUACGUUCCGCCGAAGACCUCCCAGCCAGACCCGAAAAUCCCCUCCCGAGGUGUCCGCCAUAAGAUCCGCCGGCGAAUAGUUGUCGGAAAUAUCUCAAAAUGGAUUCCCCCAGACUGGCGGGAGGAUGCGGCGUCUCACAAAUGGACGAUGUACGUCAGAGCCUCGAAAGAGGAAUCCGAUAUAUCAGAAGUUGUAUCGAAAGUUCGAUUUUUCCUCCACCCAAGCUAUCGUCCCAACGACGUAGUCGACGUCACCUCCCCUCCCUUCCACCUGUGCCGGAGAGGGUGGGGGGAAUUCCCACUGAGAGUGCAACUCCAUUUUAAGAAUCAAAAUAACAAGCCGAUGGACAUAAUCCAUCAUCUGAAGUUGGAUAGAACGUACACGGGCCUGCAGACCCUCGGAUCUGAGACCGUUGUCGAUAUCUGGAUCAAUACUCUGGCUUGUGAGGUUUCCGACAACAAAAUGGGGGCUUCUGAGCAAGUGACAAAAUGGCCGCCUCUGAGCGGUGUAAAACAGGAGGACUGUUGGGAGCUUUCUUCGGGGACCCCUGAGGACUCACUCAGGAUUAAGGAGGAAAAACCUGAUGAGGAUGAGGUCAGGGUACUCUCUCACGUCCAUUUUGAACACGAUUACGCGAGUUUCGAAAGGCCUGAGGAGGACAAUGUGACCAUUGCUCAUUCUCCUGAGAAAGGGGUCGAAGUCAAUCGCCAAAAUCAUCACAACGGGAUUUCCAGUGAUUCGUUGGAAUCAUCGGAGGCCCAAAAUUCCCCGACAAUAAUUCAAAAUGGCGAAUCACCUAGGAAGAAUAAUUCCGUCCUAAACUCAGAGAUUAAAAUUCGGCCGAAAAUCUUUGAAAACGGAUCGUCAGUGCUGCAGCCUUUAAAAAUCACAAUUCCCUCCCACUUCGAGUCGCUCAAUCUGAAAAAAGCGUCUGAUAAGCCGCUACCCCCGAAAAUAAUUGUCCUAAAAGACAAUAACGAUAGAGUCAUCAAGCUAGACAUGAACGCAACUAAAAAAGCCGUCAGUCUGUUGAAGAAACCGCGAGCCGCCGUGAGCCUGAUCCUCGAUCCCUCAAAGAGCAUAAUCCUGAAUUCCUCCGCGAACAUUCCUGUCUUGAAAAUCGCGGAUUCCAAGUUGAAGCUACCGGAGCAUCGCGACAAGCCAAACGGAAAAUUCCCAAGAGCAAAAGUGACGAUUGGCAAGGACAAAACGAAGUUAGGAAGUAGGAAGGAAUUCUACGAUGGAAUUCUCAAGAGCCUCGAGGAGGUUAGAAUUCCCGGCGAUGUAGAGGGCGUCAUGAGGUUCAUAAUCAAAAGAAUUCCGAUAGUGUCGCCUCACUCGGGGGAUCCUGAGUACCGAAGGCUUCAUCCUUACGUUUGCGGAAGUGAUGAGGAAUUCCUAGGAUUCAAUCUUGGAAAGCAGAGGGCGCUGGAGUGGUACAGGGCCAAGGAAAUCUGUGGGCUAUUGAGGAAAAGGGGGCUGGGGGAGGGGGAAAUAUGGACGAUUAAGGAGAUUAUGCUGUGGUGUCGACUGCAUGGAUUCACUCCUGUCAGGAGUGGGAGAGGGGGAAAAUCGGAGAUAACGGUGGAUGUGGGGGAUGGAGGGGAGGAAUUCAACAGUUGUACGGAGCCGGUCGAGCUCAUCGAGUGGCUGCGGCAGGGGGGGGAGGAGGUGAUCGAGGAUGAGAAGGAGGUGGAUGUGGUAGGUUUGGCGGAGGAGAAGGCAAGGAGGGGAGGUGGCCAGGAAGAGGUGGGGAGGGGAGUGACGAUGGAGGUGCCGAAAUCAGCCGAGCCGAUUUAUUCGUAUGUCUGCGGGAGUGUUAGGCAGAUCGGUGUGAAGCUGGAGGGGGAGGAGGUGGUGGAGGGGGUGAUGCACGAUGCUGCUGGACGAGUGCUGGCUAAGGCUGUUGAGUGCUUGAUGGAAGAUCUGCUGAGGUCUUCGCUGGCGCAAUCCUUCGAGAGAACUGGGAAUCGAAGCUGCCCAGAGAAAAUAAGUUUAGAAGACGUACGAGCUGCCGUAGCCAGUAGAGAUGAAUUUGAUAUAUUCACGAACAACGGUCUUGGGACACAAAAUGGCGAGUGAUUUCAGCUCCAUCCAACUGGGAUAUUAAAAUUGUCGAUCUCCUUCCUCAAGAAAUCAUAGACUGGUUUGAAAUACCUCGUGAGAGGCUCUACACGUAGUUUCGGUACUCUUGACAAUUGUUGUAAUGCACUGGAGAGGUCUACACUACUGCCCAUCUUCAUCACGCUCCUGAGGAGAAAGGGAGAAUUUUUUUAAUGAUUAAAACAUGAUUUUAUUUGUUGCGAUUUCAUUGGAUAUUAUUCUUCCACGAUUUGUGAAUAAUGAAGCUGAAUACAUGUGAUUUUUUCAACGAAUUUUGUACAUUGCAGAGUGAAAUUAAUGGUUGAUGAUGAAAUAUACGUUUUUCAAUA
Diachasma alloeum is the source of this 3317-nucleotide messenger RNA. It is a transcript of the gene D12, whose product is annotated as YEATS domain-containing protein 2. The transcript is spliced from 5 exons. Gene Ontology annotation, biological process: regulation of transcription by RNA polymerase II; chromatin remodeling. Gene Ontology annotation, molecular function: histone binding. Gene Ontology annotation, cellular component: NuA4 histone acetyltransferase complex. Lineage: Eukaryota; Metazoa; Arthropoda; Insecta; Hymenoptera; Braconidae. The coding region runs from base 340 to 2967 and encodes 875 amino acids. The record is from RefSeq and is a predicted model, not a curated record.